CACAGUUUGACAAUUGUGAAGUUUUGAAAUCUAAAUUUUGUUUGAUUUUGUGUCAAAAAGUUUGGAUUAUUGAAAUUCUAAUACUUUGUAAAGAUCUUUAUUUAUAUAUUUUCUAAGCAUCUAACAAAAUUCACAGGACAAUGAGUUCAAAUAAGGGACGCAGUAUUUUUACUUUGGGUGACCCUCCUAGGACCUCCGCUGUAAGCAAGCUAAAGGAACAUAAAAAAUCGGAUCCAUUUGCAAAAGAUCCCUUCAAAAUACAAUCCUUCAAUUUUCAUUAUGCCGAGAGACCUCAAUUUCCCAUGACAACAAUGAAACCAAAAACUUCAGAGGCUGCUCAAAAGUCAUGUGACUCCUUUUAUUACAAUCAAAACUUUGCAAAGUCUUCAAAUGAUGUACGAAGGAGCCAUAAUCUGGAAAAACCACUAUCAAAUUUAGCAAAAUUCCAUCAAUAUCGUAGAAGGAAAUAUUUGCAGAAUAACUCUGCACAGAGUCAAAGCAGUUUGAGAAGUGAACAAACAGAUGUCUUAGCUUCAAGAGAUGCAUUUUUCUAUGGCCGUCCCGCAUCUUCUUAUAGUCAGAUUUUGGCAAGACCAUCAUCAAAUGUUCAAACUUCCCUCCUUAAAAGAUCUAAUACUGACUAUUUUAGGCAAAGUGAGAGCCGUUAUGGAUUUGAAUCCAAAACAUCACCUUCUCUGGCCAAUGACUCCCUUAGAGUACAAAUCUCUAUUGACCACUUGAAGCAAGGCAAUUCCCUUAAUACUCGGAGAAGGUCUUUGCCUGAGAAUAUACUGGCAGCCAAGAAAAGCUCAUUUCAUAUACCAACAGAGCAUGAAAAAAGGGCUAGGGAAGCCAUGACUAAUUAUGAGAAGAAGAAAAAACUUGCAGUAUCUUCCAAUUGUUCCGGAAGUUUUUGUAACCAAACUUCUUUGAGAAAUGGUCCUUCGACUUGCUGGAGCAACACAAAUGCGCAUUAUACAACUAAGGCUUCUGAUCUUCGAACUCAUGCCCUUUCAAUGCAGGGAAGAUCUAAAACUCAAACUUCUUUGGGACAUGGUACAUUAAAUUUUCAAGAAUCACAAGCCGCCAAAACUCAAGGGCUACCUAUGUUGGGAACCUUGGGUAGGUCUAAUACUUUUUCUUUGAAAAAUGGUUCCUCGACUUCUAAGACAAAUGAUACCAUCUCAAUAACUAAAAAGGCAUCACAAGCCUCCAAUUUCAAAACUAAUCUACUAACUAAGCCUGAAACCCUAGGAUGGUAUGAUAAUCAAUCUUCGUUGAAAAAUGGUACUUUUCUAACAAAGUCCAAUCCUAUAACGCAUCUUGAAUCCUUCAAAACUCAAUCCAACUUGAAUGCAACAAAUGACUCCCAAUCAUCUAAGCUCAAAACCCAUAUGUUAUCUAAGGCAGCAACCUUAGAAAGUUCUAACAUUCCAUCUACAUUGAAAAAUGGUCCUUCGAGUUGGUGGAUAACAAAAACCACUCCCUUAAUCCAACCUCAACCUUCAUUCGGCAAUUUUGAAGCUCACGCUCUUCCAAAGCCAGAAACCCUGGAAAAUCUUAAAACCCUAUCAACAUUGAAAAAUGACCCUUUGACUAACUGGACAACCGAGAGCAACCCUAUAACCCAUGUUCAAUCUCCAUCAUCCAAUCUCCAAACCCUUGCGUUAUCCAAGCCACAAACCCUAACCAGUUCUUAUACUCAAACUUUAUUAAAUAAUGGUCCUUCUACUAUCUGGACAUCUAAGAGCAACCCUAUUACCCAUGUUCAAUCACCAUCAUCUAAAUUCCAAACCCUUGCUCUAUCCAAGCCACAAACCUUAACCAGGUCCAAUACUCAAACUUUGUUGAAAAAUGGUCCUUCGACUUCUUCUAUAUGCUCCAAAAAGAAACGUUCUGGCUGUGAAAUUAACAUAAACAUCAAAAGUUUGGAUGAUGAUGCCAUAUCGGAUAAUGUUACCAUACAAAUUCAAAAAGAGCCUUCAAUAAAUGAUUUGAAUAGUCCCCAUAAAAAUCCUUCCAGACAUUCGAAAAUGUCCUCCAACAUAAAAUUAAAUAUAAAUUCUUCAACAAAGUCUUUGGAAAUUAAAAGAAAACUAUCAAAUGAGAAUAAUAUGGACGAAAAAGGAUUAUUCUCUCAGAAUUUUAGCCCAACAAAGGGUACGACAAUAUCUGGCAACAAAGAGCGGAAAAAGCUUUGCUCUUUGACAAGUUCUAAUGUUUUUCUGGGGAAAACUUCCAACUACAAUUUUCAUCAGAGAGAUUCUUUAGAGAGUAAUUGUAACUGGAAGGAUAUAAGAAGAGAACGCUUAAACACUCUUAACUCCAUUUAUGCUCCAACUCAAUCCAUAGCUGCUGUCAAAAAGAAAUCUCCAAGGCCUAUAAAAACUUCAAAAGACAAAUUGCCUUCUUUUCUAACUUGGAGUGAGGGCAAUAACUCACAAGCAAAACAGAGAUCAACAAAUGAAAGAUUAUCACCCACUACUACAAAUUCCGCACCAACACCUGUUGGCAAAGAUCUUAGAACAUCUCCUUCUUAUUCCAUUGAAAAUACUUCCAGCUCGCCUCCUAAUGGCUCAUGGGUAAAUACGGUCUUGAAUUCUAAACCCAAAUUGUCUGUUAAACAUUUGAUUUUAAAAAAAUUUCGUAGUUCUAAACAAGGUUUGAGGCAGAGAAAAGAACACAAAAUUCACUUCGAAAAAUUAUAUAAAAAAUCAACCUUUCCCCUUCCACCCUACCAUCAUGGCAAAAAUUCUAAAAAACAUUAUGGAAAUUUUAAAAAGCUACCUUUUAAAAUCAACAUCAAUAUUUUGGCGGAAAAAGUGCGUUUGCUGCAAGCAGAAGAAUGAAUUUUAGAGAACUUGUUAAGGAUUAAAACAAAAAAUAUUUCAACAAUUUUAAAUUAAAAUUUUUUUAAUAUUUUUUAAACAAAAAAGUAUUAAAUAAUUUUUAAUUUAAUAUUUUUUUAUAUAUUUUGUAAAUCAAAAUAAAUUAACAUUUGUUAGUUAAAAAAUGUUUUUUAAUUAAAAAAUAAAAUAAUAAAAAAAA
Molecule: messenger RNA, 3048 nt
Organism: Stomoxys calcitrans (stable fly)
Lineage: Eukaryota; Metazoa; Arthropoda; Insecta; Diptera; Muscidae
Product: location of vulva defective 1
Exons: 2
Coding region: 141-2849 (902 amino acids)
Source: RefSeq, a predicted model, not a curated record